Molecule: messenger RNA, 4729 nt
Organism: Onychostoma macrolepis
Lineage: Eukaryota; Metazoa; Chordata; Actinopteri; Cypriniformes; Cyprinidae
Gene: brinp1
Product: bone morphogenetic protein/retinoic acid inducible neural-specific 1
Exons: 8
Coding region: 413-2698 (761 amino acids)
Biological process (GO): negative regulation of mitotic cell cycle; positive regulation of neuron differentiation
Source: RefSeq, a predicted model, not a curated record
UCCCCUUUCUGUCUGCCAUCACCCUCCUCUACAAUCCAGUAAAGUGAUGCUCGGCGCCUCCUCCUCGUUUCUCUCCGCGUUUCUCAGCAGCAGUCGGACUCUCCAUCUCUCCAUCCGGAGCUGCACUGCUGUCGGAUAUUUCCUCCUCAGCUCUGCUUUUACACUCGACCAUUUCUCAGAUGCUGCUCAGCGAACCGAACCGCCGGAUUUCUCCCUCUUGAGUAUGAGAGGGACCGAUGACCCAUCCGCACAGCAGAACCAGAGCCAGCAGCAUGAGCCGCGCAGCCGGACCAGGAGCCUCAGCAGAACUUUAAAGCAGCGCGGAGCGUCAGAUUCCCGAUACACGGGAGCAGCAGUUUCAGGUCUCCACAGAAUGGAGCGAGAAUGAGCACAGUGCGGUCGAGAGUGAAGCAUGAACUGGAGGCUCAUUGAAGUCACUUACUUCCUGUUUAUAUGGAACCAUAUAACAGUUCAGUCUUCCCGCCAAGAGCCCUCGGCCAACGAGCAGCAUGUUACCAAGCAGUUUGACUGGCUCAUCUCUGACCGUGGCCCUUUCCACCACUCGAAGGGGUACCUUUCCUUCAUGGAAAGAUUUCGCCAAGGAUUCACGACCCGGUAUAAAAUUUAUAGGGAGUUUGCACGUUGGAAGGUGAGGAACACGGCCAUUGAGAGGCGGGAUCUGAUGCGGAAUCCUCUGCCCUUGAUGCCGGAGUUCCAGCGCAGCAUGCGGAUGCUCGGACGACGGCCGUCCACGCAACAGUUCAUCGACACCAUCAUCAAGAAAUAUGGGACGCACAUCUUGAUCUCAGCCACGCUGGGAGGUGAGGAAGCUCUCACCAUGUACAUGGCCAAGAACAAGCUGGACCGGAAGAUGGUCAAUGCCACCCAAGGAGUCGAGGCACUGCACCAGCUCGCCUCCUCAUACUUCAUCGACCGCGAUGGCACCAUGCGCAAACUCCACGAAAUACAGAUCUCCAGCAACGCCAUCAAGGUGACGGAAACGCGGACGGGUCCACUCGGCUGCAGCACGUAUGAUAAUCUGGACUCUGUCAGUUCUGUUCUUCUUCAGAGCCCUGAGAGCAAACUCCAUCUGCAAGGUUUGCAGGUCAUUUUCCCAGAGUACCUGCAGGAGAAGUUCGUCCAGUCAGCUCUCAGCUACAUCAUGUGUAACGGGGAGGGAGAAUACGUCUGCCAGAACAGUCAGUGCAUUUGUCAGUGUGCCGACGAGUUCCCACAAUGCAACUGUCCCACCACGGACCUCCAGAUCAUGGAGAAUACACUCAUCGGCAUGGCAGAGACUUGGGAAGCAUCUUACAACGACUUUGAGAACUCAGAUGAGUUUAAGUCGUUUCUGAAACGUCUGCCCGCGACACACUUCCUGCCAGUGAGCAGCGUGCACCUGCUGUGGGGCAGCGACUGGGACCUUCAGAACCGCUACCGACUCUUGCAGAGUUCACUGGAGGCCCAAAGACUGAAGAUCCAGCGCACGGCCAGGAAACUCUUCGGUCUGAGCAUUCGCUGCCACCACAACCCCAACCACCAGAUGCCCAGAGAGAGAUCGGUGCUACAGUGGCUGAACCGCGUGCAGUCGUUCCUCUACUGCAACGAGAACGGCUUCUGGGGAACCUUCCUGGAGAGCCAGCGCACGUGCGUGUGCCACACGGGGGCUACCCUUUGCCAGCGGCCCAUCCCUUGCGUGAUUGGCGGCAACAACAGCUGUGCCAUGUGCAGCCUGGCCAACAUCUCGCAAUGCGGCUCCUGCAACAAGGGCUACAAGCUAUACCGCGGACGCUGUGAGCCGCAGAACGUGGAUUCAGAGCGCAGCGAGCAGUUCAUCAGCUUCGAGACAGACCUGGACUUCCAGGACCUGGAGCUCAAGUACCUGCUGCAGAAGAUGGACUCACGGCUGCACAUCCACACGACCUUCAUCAGCAACGAGGUGCGCCUGGAGACCUUCUUCGACCCGCGGUGGCGCAAACGCAUGUCGCUGACGCUCAAGAGCAACAAGAACCGAAUGGACUACCUACACAUGAUCGUAGGCCUGUCCAUGAAGAUCUGCCAGAUGCGCAACAGCAGCGUGGACCCCAUGUUCUUCGUUUACGUCAACCCGUUCAGCGGAAGCCAUUCGGAGGGUUGGAGCAUGCCGUUCGGCGAGCACGGAUACCCGCGCUGGGAGAAGGUGCGACUGCAGAACUCGCAGUGCUUUAACUGGACCCUGCUGUUGGGAAACCGCUGGAAGACCUUCUUCGAGACAGUGCACAUCUACCUGCGAAGCCGCGCUAAGGUGCCCACCGUCCUGCGGAAUGACACGGGCCAGGGCCCAGUGGACUUGUCCGACCCCAACAAGCGGCAGAUCUACAUCAAGAUCUCUGACAUACAAGUGUUCGGCUACAGCCUGCGAUUCAACGCCGACCUGCUGAGGAGCGCCGUGCAGCAGGUCAAUCAGUCGUACACACAGGGGACCCAGUUCUACUCCUCGUCGUCCAUCAUGCUCCUGCUGCUGGACAUACGGGAGAGAAUUAACCGUCUGGCCCCUCCGGUGGCCCCUGGGAAGCCCCAGCUGGACCUGUUCUCCUGUAUGCUGAAACAUCGGCUCAAGCUCAACAACAGCGAGAUGAUUCGCGUGAAUCAUGCCUUGGACAUGUACAACACAGAAAUCUUGAAACAAUCAGACCACCUGACUACCAAACUUUGCUGAAAACACAGUUACAAAGAAGAAAACGUAUUGAGGACAAAGAAAAAAAAAAGAGAGAGAUAAUCCUUUUUAUUUUCUUUCUCCGUUUGAUUUGGAACCUUUUGGUUUGCUUUUUGAUGUAUUAUUAACAACUUUGUAAGUGUAAUUGUUAAACGGGAAACUAAAAAUAUAGAGAGAAAUCAUUUUAGUUCACUAAAGGAAAAAAAAAAAUACUGUAUCAUAUUUGUCGAAGCAUGUCUGUCAUUUCCUAAAAAAGAAGAAUACGAUAAAAGAUCACUAUUACUAUUAAAUUCAACAUCCAGUGACACAGAGGCCUUGAUUUUACUUUGAGGGAACAAAGGUACAUCUUAAACUGCCAUUCUUUACUGGUUAACACAUUUUUAGAGAUGUAAAGACAACUACGUAAGGGCAGAACCAAAAUACAGUAAUUAAUUUGAGGCACCACCAUGUUGUUAUCAUGCAUCUUUUAGAUGAGGUUUAUACAGUGUAAGGAUUCAUUGACUGUACUGUGUCUUGUCCUUUCAUACGACACCCUCCAAGAGAGCUUGGCAGUGAGUUCAGUACAGACGUCCACUGUUUCUUGCUGGAGGUCCAGUUUUCUUGAUUGCCGUUUAUUGCCGCCCGCCAGGUGAACUGAAUCCUGCGUGGGCUCCCUCUGUUGUAUUUUCAGAUUCGCGCUCUUGUUCUUCAGCGAGGUCGAGUCGCUUCGGUGCCUGAGUGCAGUAUCUAUGGUUGAACAUAAUCAAUUCAUGCUAUUUCGUACUGCUUCGCAUAAUGUACACGUUGUGAUUGCUGAUGUGUCAAGCUUUUUUGCAGCACCGUGAACUAAAUUUGAUCAUUUCUCUUUUCUUUAAGGGUCAGCAUAAAGCCAUACAUUUCUCAGAGGGAUGAAAAAAAAAAAAAAAAAGAAGCUGGGCACAUUUUGUGAGAAAUGUCCUAUAAAUUGCUUUUGUAUUUUUGUUUUUCAGUCUUUUUCUAAUGAAAUAUAGCACAGUGGUCUGAAAAAAAAAAGAAAAUUAUAUAUAUAUAUAUGUACUGCGGGAUUAUGGCAUGACAUUGUAAAGCCAUUGCAUUUUCAUUAACAAGAGUGAAUCCACAAGAACAGUAUAUUAAAGCUUCAAAUAUCUAUGAUGGUUUUAAUCUCAAAAUCUGCUUGUAUACCAAAUGUACACUUUACUUUUAUAAGAUUUCAUUUGGGUUUUAUAUUCCUUGAUGCAAUUCAGGUUUAACUUUUCGACAUGUCGACUGAUUAAUCUCUCUACUCUAAAAUCUUGGGAUGGGGGAAUUUUUAUUUUAUUUUAUUUUAUUUUAUUUUUUGUGCAAAAGAACCUUAGAGAACUAGAGUAAUUUCUAGCAUAGGGAGAAUGCCAUUAUUAUUAGCAUUAAUUAUUUUAUUGUCAUUAUUAUUAUUCAAUCUUAUUAAGUGCCUGUUAGCUAUCCCUUUAAUGCUUUUUUAUUUAUUUUUUAGUUUUUUUGGUUUAACAAGAAGAUACCAUCUAAAUCUAAACACAUGCCACUUGACUCAUGGGAAUAGGGCCAAAAGCUUUCUUGCUGUACUCUGCAUGAAUUGAAAAUAUCCUUUUGAGAGGAGACUUAACUUGGUUAAUGAAUUAGAGUUAAAUGUGUAUUAUAAGUGUAAAUACCUAUUUUGUCUUGAUAUAGCCAUGGAAUCAAAAGCUUUUCUUAGAUUACAGCAACUGAACCACAGUCCAUUAAACACAACGCAAACCCCCCUCGAGCACAAGUUCUGUAAAUAUCGCAGGUCCCCCACGAAAACAUUUGCCCUCAUCUGGAGAAACAUCACCAGCUGAAAUGGAUCUUGUCCAAGCUAAAUCUGUUAAUGAUCUACACGAGCACAUGCUUACAGCCUUCCAUACACUUCUGUUGAAACCAUGUAUGACACACUAUUCGAUAGAGCGUUCAGUGGGUUGAUAAACUGCUUUCAAGUACUUUAUGUAAUUUCUGCUGUUCUGUUGAAAUAACUAUAUCGGCUUUCUUCAAAAUGAAUGUUUCAAAUAAUAAUCUAUUUCUCAU